Messenger RNA from Wickerhamiella sorbophila, 387 nucleotides. RefSeq lists its product as hypothetical. The transcript has a single exon. Bases 1 to 387 code for a protein of 128 amino acids. NCBI's taxonomy places the organism in Eukaryota, Fungi, Ascomycota, Dipodascomycetes, Dipodascales, Trichomonascaceae. The record is from RefSeq and is a predicted model, not a curated record.
AUGAAUCUCUCUUACUCCGCCUCGCCAACCUCUUCGAAUGGCUCGUACUUCUCCGAGACGUCCCGUCCAUCGUCGACGUCUCCGACGUUCUCCCGAUCGUCACUGAGCCAUUCGUCCAAAUGCCGCAUGGACGCCGGCCGCGGCUUCGAUCCGGAAGAUGACAUGCUAUUCUGUCCGGCUCUGGCCCCCACGGAACCGCUAGCUCCUCGCUCCUACGCCAAUAUCCAGUCGAAUUCGGUGCGUUCGCCAGAGUUCGUACCGCGGGAAGUCCGCACCACAAGUAUGCAGACUCCGCUCGCGGCCACUCUCCGCGCUCGGCGGGCUCUAGAGAUUAUUGACCCGGCAACUGGUCUCCGGGUCGAAUCUCCUAGGCCGGCCGGUCGCUAA